This is a messenger RNA of Lasiodiplodia theobromae, 6216 nucleotides long. RefSeq names its product Heat repeat protein. The transcript is spliced from 6 exons. Gene Ontology annotation, cellular component: Golgi apparatus; endocytic vesicle; membrane. Gene Ontology annotation, biological process: endocytosis; intracellular protein localization; retrograde transport, endosome to Golgi. The coding region runs from base 1 to 6216 and encodes 2071 amino acids. The record is from RefSeq and is a predicted model, not a curated record. NCBI's taxonomy places the organism in Eukaryota, Fungi, Ascomycota, Dothideomycetes, Botryosphaeriales, Botryosphaeriaceae.
AUGGCUUCCACCGACGCGCCUCCCCCUCCCUCGAGCGACAACGGCAGCAUCGCCCCCCCUCCGUCGCUCCCAAACUCCGGCCACGAGACCAACCCCGACCUCGAUGUUACGAAGCUACAUGCGCUUCCGUCGGAGCAGCAGGAGCUCUACCUGCUCACCUUCACCGCCGAUCUCGCCCGUCAUUCCGCCAGCCUCGACGCUGACGGCGCCUCCGCACACCAGAUCUACAUCAAAAAGGAGGCUUUCAAGGUCAUAAACCUUUCGUCGCCUGCACCCACCCGCGUCAUCCGCAGCAAUGUUGGCCGCGCCCUUGCCGACGUCUUCGCCAAGGGCGACCGCAAGUUGCUGUUCGAGAGCAUCAAUGAGUUGGUCGCCAUCAUGAGCAGUUCGAGCAAGGGCGACAAGGAGCUCAAGGCUAAGCAUGCCGCCGUGCACUGCCUGGGCGCCAUAAUGGAGUCCGCUGGUGACAGCGCCAUUGGCCCCUCGGGCCUCGCGACCUUGACGCUGCUCCGACAGCUCAAGGCCAAUGCCCAGAACCACACCGGUUUCCGCGCCGCCGUUUUUCGCGCGCUCGGUCGCAUCGCGAAGGGUGUUUCGAGGCUGUUGGAUGAGCAAGUUGCUCGUGAUACCUGGAAACAGGCGCGAACUGCGGCCUCCGGUGACAAGAGUCAUGCUGUGCAGAGCGCUGCUUGCUGGUGCCUUGAGCAAUUGGUCCGCCAUACCCCGUACUUUGACAACUCGAACGACUUCGACAAGCUGCAAACUGUCAUCUGGAAGGCCGUCGACAAUUCUUCCCCGACCGUGAGGCACGCUGCAGCCUCGGCCCUGGCGGCUUCGUUGGUCAAGAGCUACUCGGAAUUCCCCGUGACGGACCCUGUGCCCCGGAUCAAGAAGCCGAAGAAGUCCAAGAGGCAGUCGGUCGUGCAAGAUGCCGACGAAGAAAUGGCAGAGAGGCCCGGAUCUCCCGCACCGACCAAGCCCAUUACUCAGUUGGCUUUUGCGCUUCCCGAGUUGCUGAAGCAGCUGUCCACGCAUUAUACCAAAACUGCCACCAGCAAUCGCGCUCGUACGGCUAUUGCGGUCUGCUAUAUGAAGGUCAUGAGAGGUCUUCCCAAGAGUGUCAUUGAGAACAAGUACGGUGAUGUUGCAAAGAGCCUCUUCAUUGAUGUACUGAGUGCUCCACCCAUUGUCAACAACCGAUACCGUCAACUCAUCACCCGCCGUUUUGUGCGCCUCAUUCUUGAGGAUGUGGUCGGACGCCAGAUUUUGGGUGAAACCGCCCAGCUCAAUGCCGCUCGAUACCUGCUCAAUGAAAUACUGAAGGACUAUCCUCCGGCCCUGAAGGAGCGUCCCGAGCCGAGCAAGCAGACCCUGACGGGCGCAUUGACGGCCUUGACGUCUCUGAUCCGGAAUCUCGGCUCCGCUACAAACUCCAUCGCCGAACUCUGCAGAGAGGCGUUGAUUGGUGUUUUGCAACACCCCAGCUACACCGUGCAGGUGCACGCCUCUUCGUGCCUCCGCGCAUUCGUCCUUGCAUGCCCUCAGCAACUCAUCCCAGCUGUCACAAUCUGCAUGAACAGCGUCAAUCGCGAGUUGGGGCAACUCACUGGUCCCCGCCCAUCACCGAGGAAGUGCGUUGGCUUUGCAAAUGGUCUUUCCGCUGUGCUCAGUACCAGCUCCGCUCAGCCUUUGUACGGUUCUGUGGACGUCAAUUCGAGAGUUCUUCAGCAGGCCACAACCCUGCUUAAGAGCAGCAGCAGCUCCGAUAUCAGGAUCUCCAGCACUCAGAUUCAAGUCGCGUGGAUCCUCAUCGGAGGUCUGAUGACUCUUGGACCAAACUUUGUCAAGAUUCAUCUCUCGCAGCUGCUUCUGUUGUGGAAGAACGCCUUGCCCAAGCCGUUGAACAAGGAUAGCAUGACAUCCAGGAACCUUCUCGACCUCAGCUUUCUCGCCCACGUCCGCGAGUGUGCUCUUGGCUCCGUCCUGACUUUCCUUGAAUUCAACAACCGCCUCCUCACGACCGAUGUUACGAAGCGUCUGGCCGCCAUGCUGCAAAACACAACCAUGUUCCUAAACAGCCUUCCUGCCAAGAAGACUACGGAUGAUAUAUCCCAGCGCUUGUCUUCGGCCCUCCAGCUGCAUGACUUUGAUCUCAUGGUGCGUCGCCGGGUGCUGCAGUGCUACACGAAGCUCGUCAACCUCAGCCCAGCGGGAAACAAUGAAAUGCUGUUGCAGACCAACCUGCUCCCUUUUGCUGUCUCUUCUUUUGCCGACCCCGACAACUACGCACCGAGUUCGUUGAGCGUGUCAAUUGCCAGCUCAGCGAGCACUUUCGAGAGCAUUUGGGAUGUUGGUGACAACUACGGCUUUGGAGUCACUGGUCUGGUACAGGGCUUUGAUCUCAAGCCGCUAGCGGGAGAGCUUGGAGAAUCAGGCAGGAAACACUGGACCUCGAAGCCGGGCCCGGAGUACGCGGCUGAUGCUGCUCUUCUGUCUCCUAUCUGCAAUGCCAGAGAGCACGACUCUAUAUCGCUCUACAUUGGCAAGGAUACCGAUAAUGAUGAGCUUCCCGACCCGCCUGCCACUGAAGUUGUCAAUGCCGCCCUCAACCUGUUUGCCAUCUUGCUUCCUCUGCAGACACCCAAGGUUCAAGAGAGUAUAUUAGAGCAGAUGACAUCUUUCAUGUCCGCAAACAGCUUGAUCAGGGAUCCUGCUAGAAAGGCUGCCAUAACCGUCAACGUUGCUACAGCCCUUCUCGGCGCUCUCAAGGUUGCAAACAAGGAAACGCUUUCUGCCCCUGGCGAUCUCAAGGGACAGGCGGUGGAGAAGGUCAUGCAGGAGAUGCUACAUACCCUCAUUAUCGACACGGAUCAAUACGUGCGUCACGUAGCCUGUGAAGCUCUGGGUCGCCUCUGCGCCAGCUCUGGAAACACUUUCACCGGCGCAGAAGUCAACUUCCUUGUGGAACAGAUUGUCGCCAACCGUGAGCCCAAUGUACGCGCUGGAUGUGCUGUAGCACUCGGCUCUAUCCAUUCUCAGCUCGGUGGCAUGGCAGCUGGCCUUCAUCUCAAGAAUAUCCUCAGCAUCCUCAUGUCUCUGGCCAGCGAUCCCCAUCCUUCUGUUCACUUCUGGGCCCUGGACAGCCUUUCGCGCGUCGCCGACUCGGCUGGUCUGAGUUUCUCCGGAUUUGUUACCAGCUCUCUCGGCAUGCUGGCCCAGUUGUACAUGGCAGAAACCCACAGUGAGGAAAUUGCGUCUCUUGCGUCAUCCAAUAUGGAAGUUGAUCUUCCAACGCCUGCCGUCAUCACUCGCUGCGUCGAUAGCAUCAUCAACGUGCUCGGCCCGGAUCUUCAAGACAUGUCCAAGGCUCGCGAUCUCAUCAUGACGCUCAUCUCUCAGUUCCUUCACGAGUCGGAGCUUUUGGUUCUCGUUGAGAGCCUGCGGUGCCAGGAGCAUCUCUCCCUCUACGCACCUGGCCAUAUGGAAUUUGCGGCUUAUGUCAAGGGACUGCAGAAGGACCUGGACUCUCCGUCAUCACGGAUCCGAGACAUGGCCAUUGACGGUCUCCACAACCUCAUGCGGCGCAACGCCGAGGAAAUUAUCCGCACUGCGGAUCCAGGUCUGGAAGACCAGCUCUGGCUCAUUCUCAACCAGAACCCUCAUCACGAGGUUAUUCGCAGCAUCCUGCGUAACUGGUUGCACCAGACUGCACUCUCCAAUACUCUCGAAUGGGUCCAGCGUUGCAACACUGCCCUCACCAAGAUCAUGAAGCAGCCCGAAAACAAGGAGAAUGCACCCCCUUCGAAGCCAAAGACUGCGCACACAGGCGGUGUGCCGGAGUUGCAGGAUGAGGAGGUGGCUGGAUUUGCCGCCUCUGCGGGGGCACAGGCCGACGACGGCGGUGCCACCUCUCAGACACAGGAACUCCUGAACUGGCAGGUUCGCACAUUCGCAAUGGACCUCUUGUCAGAGCUUCUCACCAUUGUUGGCCGCGACUAUGCGCUCAAAGGCGAAGACUGCAAGUCCCAGGAAGCUCUGCAGGCUCACAUUGCAGAUGUUGUCCGGAUUUCCUUCUCAGCGUCGACCGCUGGUGUUGUAGGUUUGCGCCUCCGAGGCCUGCGGAUCGUCGACCAAGUCCUCAAGACUUUCGGCAAGACGCCCGAUCCCGACUUCCCGGAAGCGACGCUUCUGGAGCAGUACCAAGCGCAGAUUGGCUCAGCGCUGACGCCAGCAUUUGCGGCCGACUCUAGCCCUGAGCUUGCAGCUGAAGCUGUCAACGUUUGUGCAACUUUCAUCGCGACUGGAAUCGUGACCGACGUUGACCGCAUGGGCCGUAUCCUCAAGCUCCUCGUUCAAGCACUCGAAAACUUCUCGGCUGAUUCGGAAACGGCAAGUAUCGGCGAUCUCAAGGGACUCAGCUCGAACGCACAGGUCAUGGUCAAGAUGGCUGUAUUCAGCGCAUGGGCCGAGCUGCAAAUUGCAAGCAAGGAACAGAAAUACCUUGUUGAUGUCCUGCGCCCGUACAUCGCGAAGCUGACGCCGCUCUGGUUGAGCUCGCUACGAGAGUUCGCGCGGUUGAGAUUUGAGCCUGACAUUUCAACAACCGCUGCCGCUGGCAGCCUGAGUGGCAGCUUGGAUACCAUCUACGCCGCGCUGAACCGGGAGACGCUGCUGAAGUUCUACCAGGACUCCUGGCUCAAUCUCGUCGAUGCCAUCGCCUCCCUCAUCGAUGAAGAUGCCGAAUUUGUGUUCGACGCACUGGAUGGCAAGGAAUUUGAUGAAGAAGAGUCCGGUGAUGGGUCGAAGGAGAAGAAGCCCGCUGCAGACAUCAACUACCGCGACGAGCCGGUCGCCUUCUUUUUCGUGCUGUUUGGCCUUGCUUUCGAGGCUCUCGUCACCACUGGCAGGCCGGCAUCGGGUGACUCACAGUCAAACAAGGAGCAUACGCUGGAGAUUUUGAGGGCACUCAAGAACAUCCUCAAGCCCAGCGUCAGCGGCCAUGCCAUCUACCAGGAAGUUGUUUUCUCGGAGACGAUGGAUAUGCUGGACAGACUGGUGUUGACGGAAGGCUUGGACGUGCAGGAGGUGAUUGUGAAAAUCGCAAGGAACUUGUGUCUCGCACACCCAAGUGCCCUGCGUACUCAGAGUGCGCCAAACGGCGAAGAGACACUGUCGGACGAUAUCGAACAGCUCUUCGAACUUACGCGUAUCAUGGUUCUGGUUCUGGCCGGCCUGGUGCCGGGCUUAGGCGACAACAACACACAAGCACGCCACUCUUUAACGGACGAGUCGGUGCAGCUCAUCACGCUCGCCCUGUCGGCACUUGUGGAUGCUGCUGAUGUCUUCCCGACCAUCAUCCGCACCGAUCUUCACGCAUGUCUGCUUCAGAUCUUCAUUCAGGUCCUCGGAACGCCAUCUACCCAGACCCUGGUCGUCCCACAGGUCCUUCCGAUCUUCCGCCGCUUCGUAUCCAGCCUCGCCACCACGUCGUUGCCCGAGACGCAAUCACAGCUCCGCAGCACGCUCGAGCGCUUCCUCAUGAUCAUCACGCACGCCCAGAAGCGCGGAUUCGACGCGGCGCCGCAAUGCGAGAAGAACACGCUCCUGGCCACGACGAUCCUGCUCACCAACGCCACGGGCAUCUUCGACCCGUCGGACCCGCUCCUCAAGCGCUACACGGACCUGCUGGCCGACUGCCUGCAGAACCGCGUCACGAGCAAGGUCGCGUCCAACUGCUGCCGCUCGCUGCUCAUCCUGCCCAAGCGCACCGAUGACAGCGCGUCCGCAACGGCCGGCGCGCUCGCCAAGGCGCUGCUGCCGACCUGCGUCGGCUUCCUCGCGUCGCCGCCGCCAGACGACCUCGAGGGCCUUGAGGAGUCGCGCUCCGUCGUCUCGCUCGCCCUCGUCAACCUCGUCGGCACCCUUCAGCCCAACCAGGUCCCGGUCGCUAUGGCGCUCGUCCUACCGACGCUGUUGGCGCGCGCGUCGAAGGAGGGUGAGGGCUGUUACAGGGAGACGGCGUUGCGGCUGAUCGAGCUGGCUGGCGCCGGCCAGGAUAGCUUCAGGGCUGUUGUGGGUGGUGGGUUGAGUCCGGAGCAGAGGGCUUUCAUGGAGGGCGUGGUGAGGACUGGUGGGCAGCCGGCGCGGAAGGUGCCGGUUAGGCAGGAUAGUCAGAGUGAGCCGACUAUUGCGUUGAAGAUGGAUUUUGGGUCGUAA